Molecule: messenger RNA, 375 nt
Organism: Penicillium malachiteum
Lineage: Eukaryota; Fungi; Ascomycota; Eurotiomycetes; Eurotiales; Aspergillaceae
Exons: 1
Coding region: 1-375 (124 amino acids)
Source: RefSeq, a predicted model, not a curated record
AUGAGAUACUUCAUUCUGGAAAGCGCCGCCUACCAAAUCCUUCAUCGUCGGAUCGAAAGCUUUGUUCGGCCUUCACUAAAAUCUCGUGUUCGAGACUUAGUGACAAGGUGGUCAGUUCCAGGACAUAAGAUCUAUGGCGAUAUUGCUCGGUAUAACCUUCGGAACCUUGUCUCGGAGUUGCAGCACGUGAACCCACACAAGAUUCAAUUCGAAAAUGGUCGAAAUACUUGUCAAUUUUUCAGCUUCGUCGGCCACUAUCAGCAUAUGGUUGAGCGCUGGACUGGAGAGCCCUGGGAUUGGUGGCCACUGCCUCGUCGUCCAAGAGCACUGGCAGAAUCUGAGGCACGAUUACGGUGGAAAUGUGUGAGUAUUUAA